AUGGACCGCCUCACCGAAUUCGCAUCCCAACACCCCCAAAUCGAACAUGUCACGCCCACCUCGCCAGACUUCGACACUGUGCGAUCUAUAUUCGCACAUCCGGAGAUCAUCCCCAGCGCUAUAAUGCGACCCGGCAGUAUCGAGGACGUCGCGGCCGCUGUAUCCUUCCUCUCGAGGGAGGGGAUCGACUUCACCAUCCGGGCCGGAGGACAUGACAUGCACGGACGGUCGAUGAAGAAUGGGGUUGUUGCGUUGGAUUUGAGGCGUAUCAACCAUGUUUAUGUUCAGGUUGAUAGGGAGAGGACUACGGCGAGAAUCGGAGGCGGGAGUUUAAUGGCUGAUGUGAUUGCGGAGCUUCAAAGGGAAGGGUUCAUUACGCCUGUGGGCACGAUUGGGUGUGUGGGGUAUGUUGGCUGGGCUAUGUAUGGGGGGUAUGGGCAGUACAGUGCCUUGUUUGGAUUGGGGGUUGACCAGAUUGUUGGUGCGAAGGUGGUUAAUGCGACGGGGGAGAUUGUGGAGGCUGAUAGGGAGCUGUUGAAGGGGAUUCGCGGGGCUGGGGGUGCGUUUGGGGUUGUUGCUGAGCUGACGGUGUCUAUAUACAAGCUGGAUAAGGUACUGGCUGGUGUCCUCAUGUUCAAAUCCGACGACCUCGACACUCUCGUUCCCCAGUUCAACGAGCAAUACAGAGCCCUAAAGGCACAAGGGCUACCGAAAGCCCUCAGUCUCAAUCAGGCCAUUAUACCUGCUCCCACCCCGACAUUUGGAAUUCUGUUCUUAUGGGCAUCGCCGGACAUCGAAGAGGGGAACAAAUGGGUCGACAAGAUAGCCAGUCUCGGACCGGUCACGGUCAACACAGUCGAAGAGAAGACCCCAAAGAGCUGGCUAGAUGAGGCAACUAAGAUAGUCGCGACAUCCACUCAAGGCCGCUUGUACGCGGUCUCUCUAAGAGAGAUUACCGACGAGGUUGCUCAAAUCAUAGCGCACUACACCAAGAACACGCCGGCAGACCCGCAUAUCCUCCUCGACGUGCAUGAGCUCCGACGUGAGUCGCCGUCUAUGAGGCCAGCCCCUGGCUCUGUUUUCGCUGCUAGGGAACCGCAUUUUGUGGUUCAGAUCAUCACAAUCGUGCAGGAUAAAGAGAACUUGCAAAAGACUUUGGCUUGGGGGGGCGAGUUCCAGCGGGCAUUGCAGGAGACGAGUGCGGACAACAUUGUCUCGGCUUCUUAUGUUUCUUUCACGUCGCCGGAGGAGAUGGAUCCUUCUAAGAUCUAUGGGGAGAAUCUCCCAUUCCUGAAGGAUUUGAAGCAAAGAGUUGAUCCGGGUAAUGUGUUUAAGGCGGCGAUUUCAUAUCUGUGA
This is a messenger RNA of Aspergillus puulaauensis, 1356 nucleotides long. Its product is annotated as FAD-binding oxidoreductase. Gene Ontology annotation, molecular function: FAD binding; oxidoreductase activity. The transcript is spliced from 2 exons. The coding region runs from base 1 to 1356 and encodes 451 amino acids. NCBI's taxonomy places the organism in Eukaryota, Fungi, Ascomycota, Eurotiomycetes, Eurotiales, Aspergillaceae. The record is from RefSeq and is a predicted model, not a curated record.